CUACCUCACCCAUAGUGUCUGGUUUCAAAUGGGGGAGAGAACAGAGAGUGACAAAUGUAAACAGUGGGGUGGCUGUGUUGAAGGAAAUUACCUCCCUGAACUGCUGGCAUGUGGCCAGCGACAAGACAUUCAUCUGUUUUGUAUAGAGCCUGACUCACUGGCAGGACAGAGGGGAGGGAGUUGAGGAAAGAGUGAGACGGCGAAUGAGACAGGAGAGAGUGGAGCGGAGCAGGCUGUGAAGAAGAAGCAGUGAUUAGGAAUGGGAGCGAGGCGGAGGCGCCACAACAUCUGAAAGUUUUAAACCUGUGAUUGCAGCAAGUGAUGCAAAGCAAGACUCCAGUUUGCUCUGACACGAGGAACCAGAGCGCAGUGCACGAGGACUGCACCGUCUAAAGAGACUUGAAUGCAGCUACUGCAGCAACUCGUGAGAAUCGGGGUACGAGGAAUGGAUAGAGAACGUGGAAUAAAAAAUUAAACAAAAAGUGUAAAGACUGAAGUGGACUGAGCUGUAUCGCAUUCUCCAGAUUGUCAAAACCAAGGAAGAAAGCUUAAAAACCAGGACAAUUUAGAGAAUCAAACCACUUUUGGAAAGAAGACCUUUUCCAAAUGAAUGGAUAAAAGCUCCAGCUGCAUGGAAAGUAGGCGUCCUGCUGAGGAAGUACCGCUCUGGUUGGGAUUAUUUUAGGAUUGAUGUGUUUCUGCAUCGGACCGUUUUACUUUUGACCCUGUCAAACAGUGAAUCGUCAACCACUUGUUGUUUUGUGGAUAGUGCAAAGGAAGAUGCAUCUUGUGCUCAAACCUUGAGCCACCCCACUACACUCUGCACCCUAGCCUGUGGGACCCUGUGACCAUGCUGACCGCCUGUCCAUCACCACAACGAUCAGAGCCCCGACCCACGCUCAGGCCCGCUGGAAUCUCAACAGCAACAUGUCUCAGCCAGUCGUGGCACAACUCGACACUAACGGCUCACGAGCGGCUGAAGCGCCUGAGAUUCAGCUGAAGUGGGCCGCCCUGCUCAUCAUCAUAGUCAUCAUCCCCACUAUUGGAGGGAACAUCUUAGUCAUUCUUGCAGUGUCACUUGAAAGGAAGCUGCAAAAUGCCACUAACUACUUUCUGAUGUCACUGGCUGUAGCUGACCUGCUGGUGGGACUCUUAGUGAUGCCGAUCGCCCUGGUUACAGUUCUCUACAACUCUGGAUGGCCUCUUCCGGAGUUCCUCUGCCCCAUUUGGCUUUUUCUUGACGUGCUUUUUUCUACAGCGUCCAUCAUGCAUCUAUGUGCCAUCUCCCUGGACCGUUACAUCGCCAUCAAGAAGCCGAUCCAACACAGCCAGUACAAAUCCAGAGCCAAAGCAAUGGUCAAAAUUGCUCUUGUGUGGCUUAUAUCCAUUUGUAUUGCAAUUCCCAUUCCAAUAAAGGGGCUUACGAACUACCAUAUUUCCAACAACAUCACUUUCAACAGCAACCACACCUGCCUGCUGAAGACGGACACCUUUCGGGAGUUUAUCAUUUUUGGCUCUUUAGCAGCAUUUUUCAUCCCACUCAUGAUCAUGAUGGUCAUCUACUUGCUUACUGUGCAGGUGUUGCGCAAAAAGGUUUAUCUGCUCAAGUCAAAAGUAACUCAGCGCUUUAACUCACAGAUAGUCUCCUCAGUUUUCCAAAGGGACGUAGUUACAACACCACCUGAAAUGGAACCAGUAGACAUGCUGGAUACCAAACUUCCAAGGAUGCAGGACAAACUGAACGAAGGAUCGAUGAGCACUCCUCCUACAGAGGACGAACUCUCCUUUCGGAGAAUGUCCACAAUGGGGAAGAAGUCAAUGCAGACUCUUAGUAAUGAGCAGCGAGCUUCAAAGGUGCUUGGCAUUGUCUUCCUACUGUUUGUGGUCAUGUGGUGUCCAUUUUUUAUUACAAACAUCACAUCUGCUUUGUGCACUAGUUGUAACGCGAGCAUCGUUUCUCGCCUGAUGGAGAUCUUUGUUUGGGUGGGUUAUGUGUCUUCAGGUAUUAACCCGCUGGUCUACACACUUUUCAACAAAACCUUCAGGGAAGCAUUUACCCGUUACAUCACUUGCAAUUAUAAGAACAGCACAAGCAGCAGGCCAGGGCAACAUCUGGCAGCAACACAGGGAGACUGGAAAUUAACGGGGAUUUCAUUCAAAUCGUCCAUGACCGAGAACUCAAAACUGUUGGUGAAACAGGGAAUGAAGAACGGCAUCGGUGCCAUGGGCUGCCAAAGCCCACUGAGGUGUCGCCACACGCCUGGCGGUGUUAUGUUAGACACAUUACUGCUGACGGAAAAUGAGAAUUCUAAGCAGGAGGAACACAUAAGUUGUGUAUAAAGAUGAUCUAAACAUGAAAGAACUUGACGUGUAUCAGAUUAAUGGUGCAAAUUUAACGCCAAAAGCCAAAAUGUCUCCUCACAUAAAAUAAUCCUGCCAGCCCUAAAGGCAAUAAUGUGAAUCGCCGGCACGACAAGUCACACAAAAAGACGAAAACAUCAGAUGCUUAAAAAUGGAGGUGACUUCAAGACAACAGGUUUCCCUAAAACCAAACGAAGAAAAACUUUAAUCUGAGAUUUUCUUUGAUCCCCACAAAACUCAAGCUGCCAGACAUGAUUAUCUGGAAAAUCUGUUGUACAUAAAAUGUGCUGUUCUGAUAUUUGCCUGUAUGCUAUAAACCAUCUCAGACCACAUGCUCCUAUUUACUAAAACUUUUAUGCAAAAUAAAAAAAGGAAAUAUUGCAUUUUUGAAAUUACAUGUCUUCUGUCGGCUUGGACAAACUUUUUGGGGUGCAUCACCCUGCAGUUGUGGCGUGUUCC
This is a messenger RNA of Oryzias melastigma (Indian medaka), 2820 nucleotides long. It is a transcript of the gene htr2b, whose product is annotated as 5-hydroxytryptamine (serotonin) receptor 2B, G protein-coupled. Gene Ontology annotation, molecular function: G protein-coupled serotonin receptor activity; neurotransmitter receptor activity. The transcript is spliced from 4 exons. Gene Ontology annotation, biological process: chemical synaptic transmission; G protein-coupled receptor signaling pathway, coupled to cyclic nucleotide second messenger. The record is from RefSeq and is a predicted model, not a curated record. Gene Ontology annotation, cellular component: dendrite; plasma membrane. Bases 928 to 2340 code for a protein of 470 amino acids. NCBI's taxonomy places the organism in Eukaryota, Metazoa, Chordata, Actinopteri, Beloniformes, Adrianichthyidae.